This is a messenger RNA of Cylas formicarius (sweet potato weevil), 486 nucleotides long. RefSeq lists its product as uncharacterized. The record is from RefSeq and is a predicted model, not a curated record. NCBI's taxonomy places the organism in Eukaryota, Metazoa, Arthropoda, Insecta, Coleoptera, Brentidae. The coding region runs from base 94 to 486 and encodes 130 amino acids. The transcript has 2 exons.
GGUAGAAGACCUUUUCGACUUUUAAUUCAACCAUGGAAGGGAGUGCAUGUGUAUAAAUACGUUGCAUGUGUAUUAUAGACUAUAUUCAGUGCAAUGAAUACAGAAGUGCGAUGUCCAUUUCCCUACGACCCUACAACUGAAAAAAUCGCGGUUUGUCCGUAUGACAAGUCGCAUAUUAUGUUGGCGCAUCGCUUAGGGCGUCACAUAUUCAAAUCACACAAAGAGUACCGGGGGUUAGAAUUCCCGGUACGACAUGAAACGACAAGGGAACAUCACCAGCAGCAGGAGCAACCCGGUGGAUCAAAAGAAGAGCAGCAGGAGUACCCGGGUGGGUGGUCGACGGAGUGGGACGGCGAGGAGUGCACUUCGUAUUUAGAUUUCCUCCGGGAACGGGAAGAAGAACAACGCAAGGAACAGGAACAAUGGGAUGGUCGACUGAAUCGACAUAAAAAGAAGAAGAAACUCCUCGCCAGACCAAUUUUAUAA